Messenger RNA from Serendipita indica DSM 11827, 783 nucleotides. Lineage: Eukaryota; Fungi; Basidiomycota; Agaricomycetes; Sebacinales; Serendipitaceae. The record is from the annotation of a GenBank genome assembly.
AUGGCAUCGCUGGGGGUCCUGAGAGAAUACGCAAAGAAAUCUAUUCCUUCUCCGUCAUUACCGUCAUCGGUACUCUUUGCUCAUACCGACAAAACCCUCACAAUCUUCGAUGGGUAUCCAAAGGCCCAAUUUCACUUCUUGAUUAUGCCUAGGCUACUUCCAGAAAUGGAGACGGCAAGAUUCAAGAAUCUGCGGACUCUGCUGCGGUGGGAUCGCAACAAAGCCAAGGAGACCAUUGUACAGCUCCAAAAAGACUCUGAGAAAGUCAUUGAAGACAUUGAAGACGAGAUGGUUCGUCUUCACGGGUACAAAUGGAAGAUACACAUCGGGUUUCAUGCCGUCCCAAGCAUGGACCAUCUCCACAUGCACAUCAUCUCGUCCGACCUGUGCUCGCCUUCUCUCAAGAAUAAGAAACACUACAACUCGUUCCACCCGGACCUCGGCUUCUUUAUUCAUCUCAAUGAUGUGCUAAGUUGGCUCGAUGGGGACGAUGCCUAUUACGAAACAGCAAGUGGAUUUUUCAUCCCUGCGAUGAGCGCUGAACCAUAUGGUCACCGAAGAUGUCCAAACUACCGGAGUCUCAAUACGAACCAAUUCUCAAAUCGGAUCUUGCGUGCUGGCGAAUGGGAGAAGGAAAAGGCUCGAGCGCUCUCACCCACUAAACGGAAACGAGCAGCAUCGGGUGGACAGCACGAUGAAGACACACGCGGAGGCCGAGAGGAUGAUGCAAAACGAAAGAAAACGGUGGAUACGGACAACCAGCCCAAUACACCCUUGCAAUAA